Molecule: messenger RNA, 1226 nt
Organism: Physcomitrium patens
Lineage: Eukaryota; Viridiplantae; Streptophyta; Bryopsida; Funariales; Funariaceae
Product: mitochondrial fission 1 protein A
Biological process (GO): mitochondrial fission; autophagy of mitochondrion; peroxisome fission
Cellular component (GO): mitochondrial outer membrane; peroxisomal membrane
Molecular function (GO): protein binding
Source: RefSeq, a predicted model, not a curated record
GAAGCUUGUUUGGUAGUGGGAAUUUCGUGGGUUUUGUCGAUUGCUCAAGAUUAGGGUUUAGAGGUGUUUUAUGUAGCUAGGGUCGGAUCUGUGCAUGAGUAUAGAGUUCAUGAAUUGAUCGAGGAGGUGAUAUUGUCGUCGCGUCCAGCGGAACGUUGUCGGCGUGCUGUCGCGACGGUGAUGUUGGGUUCUAUUCGUUGAUGUAGAGUCACUUGAAGGCGCUGUCUCGUGGAGGCGAUGACUCUUUAGAAAAUCCGGUGCAAAAAUAAAAUAAAAUGGCGGAAGCAUUUUUCAACAACAUUGGCUCCAAAAUUGAGACGUUUUUCGGAGGUGGCGAUUCGCUGCCUUGGACAGAUUCGGAAAUGAUUGCCAGCUGCGAAUUAGAGGCAUCUGGCGAAAAGGCUGCAGUGUCCGGUGAUAACAAUGACAGCAUCAUGCGAUUGGCAUGGGCUCUUGUCCAUUCACGCAAUCCACCGGAUGUUCAGCGUGGUAUUGCCAUGCUAGAAGCUUCAUUGGCAGGUGUGGGAGCUCCCAUGCAGAAGAGAGAGAUUUUGUACUUGCUGGCAGUGGGCCAGUUCCGAGCUGGUGAAUAUGCGAGGAGCCGGCGUCUUCUUGACCAAGCUCUUCAAAUUUCUCCCGAUUUCCGACAGGCUGCGGGGCUGAAAAAAGUGGUCGAGGAUAAAAUUGCGAAGGAUGGUUUGGUUGGAGUUGGCUUGGCGGCUGCUGCAGUGGGUGUGGUAGCUAGUGGCAUUGCGGCUGCUGUAAUUGGCAGUCGCAGGAGAUAAAUUUGCUUCUUGCCCCAGCGAGAUUAGUUGAUCAGCAAUUACUACUUCCCAGAUUUUGUAGCUGUCGGUAGCUGAUUCAAGUUAAUAGAAUGGCGUGUAACGAGGUAUCAAUAAAUAGCCAGGAAUAAUAUAAAGGGCUUUUCUUUUCCUUUUUGUGACGUUUUGUAGAUACAGAUGAAAAUAAUGUAGAGAGCUUGUAUUUUCUGGGAAAGCUGGUAUACCUUCCACAGUGUGGGGUUUGAUAUCUGGCUUUGAUUUUCAUCAAAUUUUAGGGGCUUCUAGCAACGAAUAUGUUACUGGUAAUUGUCUGUCUUUUCACCUUGAAUGUUCUGAUUAGAUUUUCUUCUUACCUCAACAGGGCUUACUUGGUCUUCCUGAUUUCAAGAAAUUGUAUUAUACUAAAUCUCUAGUAACAUCAAUAUACACUACCUUUCGCUUGAA